Molecule: messenger RNA, 11836 nt
Organism: Oryzias melastigma (Indian medaka)
Lineage: Eukaryota; Metazoa; Chordata; Actinopteri; Beloniformes; Adrianichthyidae
Gene: otog
Product: otogelin
Exons: 56
Coding region: 649-11451 (3600 amino acids)
Biological process (GO): L-arabinose metabolic process
Cellular component (GO): extracellular matrix
Molecular function (GO): protein binding; alpha-L-arabinofuranosidase activity
Source: RefSeq, a predicted model, not a curated record
CAGUUUUUUAGUCAAAUAUGGAGUUUAGCUAACAUUUUAGCAUUAUGCUAGCUGUUUUUGGCUAAUUUAGACAUUUUCCCAUCUUUUUCCAUAAGUGGUUUAGCUCUUUGCUUUAUACUGUUGAGUAGAAAUUGGGAAAAACUGGAGAAUCUUCAGAUAAAUCAAAGAAAGACGCAAAACAAUGUAAAAAAAAAGUAAAAAUAAAAAAAAAGUCAGGAUGAACUCAAACAGGAUUUUUGAGUUACAAUAACAGCUGUUUAAGAGGUUUAACAGCUAUUGAUGGAGUAAGUAGGUUUGGUUGAACAUCUGUGCGCACUUUUAUGAGACUUUUCUGGGCAUGCGCGUGUGUUGUUUUCUCCCGGGACCACAGGGGGGCGCUGUCUGUGGUGUAUUCUGGAUUAGAGCGCUAAAAGACAGCAGCCACUGGUGUAGAUUGAUGAUCAUCAUCCUUCAGAUGAAAGUCUAAAGUCUUCUGCUGUUCAGCGCCUUCAGGUGUGCUUAAGCCCCGCCCCCAUCUGCGCAUAAUUUAUGCUAAUGAGCAGGUGCGGCGCCUCUUGAGGCGCGCCGCCGGCGGCCGGCAGAGCAGACGCGCCGGAUGGAGCCGAGCGGGCGGCAGCGGGAGCUCAACCGGAGGGUCUUCACCAGGUGAUGCUGUCGGCACUGCGGAUGGAUCCCCGGUUCAGACGGAAAAGGCCUUUCGUGACUCUGUGGGUCAUCCUCGUCAGUCACGCGCAUCUCUGCUGCUGCGCUGACAGAGAAAACGCCUCUGACUGGGAAAACAGCGGGAGCAGCAGGAUAAAACAGGAGAAAUGGGACACCACUUCCCAGGGAGGGCAGACAGCCUUUGCUCUUCCGGACAUCAACACAACUGUCACCAGUCAAUCACUGGUCGGCUGGAUUCCUGUGUCCAACCUGACGUCCUCCAUGGGAGAAAGGGCACAAAAUGCCUCAUGGACCCACAGCUCUGAUCCAUCAACUGCAAUAAAAAUCUCUGUUACUAACAUGUCCACAACAACGGCUAACCAAGAACUACGCAGCACUACAGAAACCAGUACAUCACUGAUUAAUGAAUCAUCAGCCAGGACUACACCAUCUAAAAAACCUCAGACCAAUCCGGUAACUGUCUCCUAUCAACAGACAACCGCAGAAUUAAACCACCAACAAUCCUCACCCAUUCCCACUCAAACCAAACCUGGAAGUCCUGCAAUCGUGUCUACUCUACCCUCUUCUAAGGCUGUACAGUACACCCAAUCAAAGACCAGUCCUGCACUUUACACCCCAAAAGGUACAACCCCAGCCUCAGGUGGCCAAUCAACGCACACAACAACCAUACAAGAAUUUGAACAGUCACCAACCAACACAAGGAGUUUCAGUCAAAUACCAGCCACCAAAAAGCAAGCACAUAGUAAAAAAGGACAGAGUAUGAUAGAAAAAACAAACCCUUCUCAAACCAACAAGUCACUAAACAAGACAGCACUACAGCGUCCACAGCAACCCACCACCACAUUGCUAGGGAAGUCACUGCCGACUAGAAAAACGGCAGCAACUACAGAAACGCCUGCCCAAUUAUCAACUAGUGUCACAUCAGCUAAAGGUGUCCUAUGGCAUCCUCCUGUCCCAAACAGCACACCACCAGCCAGCCAGGUAAAUGGUAGAAUAACACAAGCCAGGCCAUUCACAUCUUCAGACCUAUCGACCAAGCUGGAAACGAUAAACCAGCCAUCUAAAGGCUCAACAUCAUUUCCUUCACCAACAGUUAAGACGGUCCAGGAAUCACAAGUUAGUCACUCAUCAGCAACUAAAAAACCAGCAGUCAAUUCACAAGAUAUCACAUCUCCAGUUCGGUCUGCAUCAGAGACAAAACAACUAAAUCAAUCAUUUGAUGACAAGAAAUCUGACAGCUCAGAAUCACCUGAAAGACUAUCAGCCAGUUCUCCAACAGAGAAACCAGCAAUAGAAACGCCACGAACUACCCAAUCACUGCCAAACACGGCUAAAUCUGGACAGUCAUCAACAAGUACAGAAGCUUUUGAUCAAUUGCAAAGCAUCACAGCAGCUCACUAUACCUCAACUCCACAUUCAACAGGCAUCGCUGCAAAACCAAGACAAGGUUUAUUUGACAGAAAUCCAUCAAAAACAUCAUUUAACACACCUGAUCUCAGGCCUUCAGGACUGGCUGAUGAAUCAAUACAAACUCCACAACCUUCUGGUCCCAACUCACCAAGCAUGCCAGCUACCGAUCAGUUACCCUCCACUUCUGGUACCAUUGAUCAAUCACUGAACAGCUCAACACAGUCAACACGCGGACCAGAACUGUCAGAGAACCGAGCCUUUCCACCAGAGCAGCCUCCUGUUAAUGUUUCAGUGCUCACCAAGCAGACGAAGGAGGCCCUGGGAUCAUCCAGACGCAGAAUUUCAGGAGAGUCAUGUGAUUUUCCAUGUCUUAAUGGAGGACAGUGUGUUCACCAGUCAUGUGACUGCAGCUUGUAUCAUGCCACUGGACACAGGUGUCAGACAGUUGUGAAUCUGGGCUUUGAGAGGGAGAUGACGUGUAGGACGUGGGGUCAGUACAACUUUGAGACCUUUGAUGGCCUCUACUAUUACUUCCCUGGUCGGUGCACGUACACCUUAUUGAAGGACUGUGGGGAAAACACACAGGACGGCCUGGUCGUCCAGGUGCACAACGACCCCGAGUGCAGCUCCACCCCCUACACCUGCCAGCGCUCCGUCAGCAUCUUCCUGCCCUGGGAGGGCGAGAUCCGACUACACGCCUCCAACGUAACCUUCAAAGGGCGAAGUCUGCAGCUGCCCCAUCACAUCCACCACCUGCAGCUGGAGCAGAUCUCCCAGUACGUGCUGGUGACGCAGCAGCAGGGCUUCACGCUGGCGUGGGAGGGGCGCACCGGCUCAGUCUACAUCAAACUCAGCCCCGAGUUUGUGGGCGGAACCUGCGGCUUAUGCGGCAACUUUAACGCAGAUGUCCAGGAUGACAUGACCACGAGUUACGGUGUUCUGACUCACGACUUGGAAAUGUUUGGGAACAGUUGGAUGGAGAUGGAGCCUCAACAGAUCCCUUGUCCUCCGGUCGGCUCUUCUUUCACGUCACCUUGUGCUGGAGUGGACGUUCAAGCUUUGAUGAGAGUGGAGGAGGUUUGCUCGAUGCUCCUCAACCCCCCGUUUCAGAGCUGUCACGACUUUGUGAGCCCGCUGCCGUACAUGACCAGCUGCUCCAACGACCUCUGCAAGUCCGGUCCCAGCGGUGAUGUGGUAUGCCAGGUGCUCAGCGAGUACGCGCGGGCCUGCGCCCAUGCCGACCACCCACUGCACGACUGGAGGCGGGACAUUCCUCAGUGUGUGAAGCAGUGUCCUGUGGGGCUGCAGUACCGGGAAUGCAUCAGCUGCUGCCCGGCGACCUGCAGCCUGGAGCGCACGUGCAUCGACAGCAGGCUGGCCUGUUUGGAUGGCUGCUACUGUCCUGAUGGUCUGAUUUUUGAGGAUGGGGGCUGCGUGGAGGCGUCAGACUGCCCAUGCGAGUACCACGGCAUGUUUUAUCCUGCUGGACAGUCGCUGCAGGAGGAAUGCAACAACUGCACAUGUGUGGGAGGAGUGUGGAACUGCACUGACCACAGCUGCCCAGGCGAGUGCUCGGUGACAGGCGACAUGUUUUUCCAGUCCUUUGACGGGCGGAUCUAUACUUUCCCUGCAACAUGUCAGUACGUCUUGGUCAAAAGUCGCCUUUCAGGAAAGUUCACCGUCACCCUCCAGAACGCCCCCUGUGGGCCGAAUUUGGACGGGGCAUGCAUCCAAUCAGUUAACCUGGUCAUUGACGAGGAUCCAAGAACCGAGAUAACUCUGAGCCACACGGGAGAGGUCUUCAUGGCCGGACAGUACCGCAUCUCGCUGCCCUAUUCUGACGACGUCUUCCACAUCCAGGAGCUGUCCUCCAUGUUCCUCCAGGUGAGGACAACCUUCGGCCUGCAGCUGCAGUACAGCUGGACGGAGUUCCGCCUCUACCUGCAGGCGUCCGAGCUGUGGAAGGACGACACAGUGGGGCUGUGUGGAACCUUCAACGGCAACAUUCAAGAUGACUUCCUGUCCCCGUCAGGAAUGAUAGAGAGCACCCCACAGCUGUUUGGAAACACGUGGAAGGUCUCGUCUGCUUGUUCGUCCAGUCUGAGCGUGCCCCCCAUGGACCCGUGUGACAGUCACCAGCAGGCCGUGAGCUACGCCUCAUCAAUGUGCGAUGUGCUGAAUCAGGAUCUGUUCUCCGCCUGUCAUGAGUACCUCAGCCCCGCCCCCUUCCAUCAGCAGUGUCGGGCAAACACCUGUAAGUGCGGGACGCCCUGCCUUUGCUCCACGCUGGCUCACUACGCUCGACACUGCCGCAAAUUCUCCGUCAUCGUUGACUUUCGCUCCCACAUUCCCGACUGUGCCGUCAGCUGUCCCGCCUCCAUGGAGUACGGCAGCUGUGUGUCCUCCUGCCAGGGACAGUGCUCCUCCCUCCCUGCCCUGCAGCGCUGCGGGGAGGAGUGUGAGGAGGGCUGCGCGUGCCCUCAAGGAUCCUUCUACAACCACAGAACACACACCUGUGUGCACAGGAGCCAGUGUCCCUGCAGUGUCUAUGGAGCCGACUACGAACCAGGAGAUGUGAUCGUGACUUCUGCAGGUGUUAAACUCUGCCUGAAUGGUAAACUGGUGUCCCAAAGCCCAGACUCUGAGAGGUUGUGUCCAGCAGGCCAGCUCUACCAGAACUGCUCGGAUGGAGAUGACGGCUUUCUGCCAGGAAGAGGUGUGGCCUGUGAGCACACCUGUGAGUCCCACCUGCUCAACAUCCCCUGCUCCUCCCAUGACCCCUGUGUGCCGGGAUGCGUCUGCCCCCACGGUCUACUGAAACACGGCGACGAGUGCUUUGAACCAGCAGCCUGCCCCUGUCUUUGGAAAGGAAAGGAAUAUUUCCCCGGUGACAGAGUCUCCUCCCCUUGCUACCAGUGUGCUUGCCAGCAUGGGACGUUCCAGUGUGCGUUUCGUCCAUGUCCAUCCAUGUGCACGGCUUACGGGGAUCGCCACUACAGGACGUUCGAUGGGCUGCUGUUCGACUACGUUGGUGCCUGCAAAGUUUACCUUGUAAAGAGCAUCGCUGAUGCCGUGUUCAGUGUCACAGCUGAGAACGUGGACUGUUUCGACACCGGAGUCAUCUGCAAGAAAUCUCUGCUGAUCAAUGUGGGGGCGUCUUUCCUGUCGUUGGAUGACCACACGGGAAAACCAAACCCGUCCAGUGUGAUUGACAGGACUCAGAGGCUGUUCAUUUGGCAGGCUGGACUCUUCACAGUGGUUCAUUUCCCAGAGGAAGACAUCACUGUCCUCUGGGACCACAAGACCACCGUUCACGUCCAGGUUGGACCUCACUGGCAGGGACGGCUGAGCGGGCUGUGUGGAAACUUUGAUCUGAAGACGGUGAACGAGAUGAGGACUCCUGACAACAUGGACUCUCCGACGCCACAGGAGUUUGGAAACAGCUGGACCGCGACUGAGUGUGUCAACAGUCCGGACAUCAGACACCCGUGCAGUCUGAGCCCCCUCCGAGAGCCUUUUGCCAAGCAUCAGUGUGCCGUUCUCCUCAGUGAGGUCUUCCAAACCUGCCACCCAGUGGUGGAUGUCAGCUGGUUUUACGAGAACUGCCUCGCAGACACGUGCGCUUGCAGCCGAGGGGGCGACUGUGAGUGUUUCUGCACCAGCGUGGCGGCAUAUGCCCAGCGCUGCUGCCAUGAGGGCGUUCCCGUCGACUGGCGCUCCCCUUCUCUUUGUCCUCAUGAUUGUGAGUUCUACAACAAAGUUCUAGGAAAAGGUCCCUUCAAGUUGUUCACGCUCAGAGAUGGCUCAGCUGUGGUGGUGGCCAGCAGGUCCAGUGGCCUGGUGUUCCUGCAGCACCCCAACGCCAGCGCCUCUGAGGCCCCCGGCGUCUUCUCACAGUUUAUGAUGACGCCGGGCCUCAGCAGAGCUCGGCGGCACGAUUCUUCCCGAGUCUCCUUUGAAGCAGCAGAAAGACCGAACUACUUCCUGCAUGCCAGUCCGAGUGGCCAAGUGAGGCUGGCCAAGUGGGAGGACAGUGAGAGCUUCUGGACUGGAGCCACCUUCAUCAUCCGCAGGAACACCUGGAUCCCGGGUUUUGACUCCUUUGAGUCCCAAGCAAAAGCCGGUUUCUUCCUUCAUGCAAAGCCGUCGCGGGUCCACCUGCUGAAGUACAGAGCCACGGAGAGCUUCCGCAGGGCCACGCUGUUCCGACUGGCCAGUCCUGGUCCAGACACCCAACCUGGUCCUCGGUGUCAGUGGAGGUACGAUGCUUGUGUCAGCCCCUGCUUCAGGACCUGCAGCGACCCCUUGGCUGAAGCUUGUACUGGGAUCCCACUAGUGGAGGGCUGCCUUCCCUUCUGCCCCCCACACAUGGUCCUGGACGAGAUCACCCGUCGGUGCGUCUAUGUGGAAGACUGCUUUGGGAUUCCAGCCGCCAUUGUUCCCACCACACCCCCAGCUGGAACCAUCUCUGCUCGUCCCAGCCCAGGAACAGCUACUUCCACCCCCUCCUCCAUGAGGACCACCAUCCACACCAUCAAACCCACCUCUCAGCCGGAUGUUGUCACACCCUCCAAAGCUUAUGGGCCUUCCAGGACCAAGGAGUCUCCGUUUUAUACAAUCAGACACCCAACUGCAGUGGUACCGCUCUCUAGUGCGGUCGUGACGGAACAUCAGUCCACUACUUCAUCAAAAACAACAACAACCAGAUCACCAAGCACUACAGUUAGCCCAUUUAGCUCCUCCAGAACCCUGAUCUCUGCUGCAACUUCAACCACAACCUCAGCAGAACACUCCAGAACUUCAUUGUGGGGUUCCACCUCGAGUACUCUUUCUGCUGAAGUAUUUACAAAAGAGAAUAUCACAAAGGCAACAACAGGAGUCUAUCAGACGGGCAAAUCUUCCACCCCAGCUCUUUCUCCAGUCUCAGAGCCGUCUAUGGUCACACAAAAGGCAACUGCUCCUGGUCCAGAUGCCUCUGUAGAUACAGGAACCAGCACCAAAUCUACAACCGGGAAGGAACCACCUGCAACAUCACCUGCCAGUCUGCCUGGUUUACUCAGUAAACCAUCCACAACAUCCAUAUCAGUUUCACCUCCAGCUGAGAGAAAAACUAUAUCCAUGCCAACAUCGUCUACAGAAGAGAAAAUACAGUCAGUUACAGCAGUGAUGCCAUUCAGCACCAAUAAAACAACCCAGCAGACAUCCCCUACUGACCUCCCUUUGGGGAACUUUACUACAACCACCAUUUCCAAGCUACUUCCCACAAAUGUCACCCACAUCACACCUGCCACAACAGCUGCCUCAUCAGCCACUACAGACUGGCAAACAACAAGGAGAAUGACCACAACAGAACUUCCAGAAUCUAAAAUCCCUGGAGUUUCUACAAAAGGUGCAUCUCCACUUUCAAAGAUUACAUACACAACAUAUCCUACUUCCUCUGUGUCCUGGCCUGGAGCUGUCCCAGUGACAGACAAAGCUCUCACCAGUGGUGUGACUUCUAGACCUCUAGUUGUUCCUGAGAGUUUCAACACCUCCACAAAUCUUUUCACCACAAAGACUACCACAAUAUCAGUGUCUCCCAGAGAAACCACUGCUAUAACAUUGUCAAAAGCAACAGGAAGCUCCACCUCUCCUGUCACUACUGAUCAAACAACCAAACCAUGGCGUCCUCCCCAUCGAGAAACCUCCUUUACCACAGUCUACAAACCCACUGUGAAGGCACCAUCAGAGGUCUCUUCAGAAACUGUGGUUACCUCCACUAAAGACCCUCACCUUUUAGUCACACCAACCCGAACCUUUUCCACCGGCAGAACUACAUCAGAAACUCCAACCACAGAAAGUGGAGCCACUACAACCAGAAAACCGGUUACCACACAACCUAUGCAUGGCACUUUUGAGAGACCCCAGACCACGGCUUCUACUGCUGUACCACCACCACCCUCUGUUGUUACCACUACAUUCACGUCUGUUGUUGCCCAAAGGAUCACAGAAGUAUCGCAGACAGAAACAGGACAGUUUACAACCAAAGCUAUAACUCCUCCUCCUCCACCUGUCUAUCCUCUAUCAACCAGAACCUCAGACUUAGCUACAAGCCCAACUACUGUCCAGGACACAGCCAUUACUCUGUCAGUGUCCACAUCCAAAUUUGAACCCACUACAACAUCUGACAUCACCAGACAGACAACUACCUCCAGGACAACAGCCGCAGUACCUGUAGCAACAACAGUUACGUCCAAUAUCACGUCAACCAUCAGACCCACCACUGCCAGUUCCAGCACAAGAACAAAGCCCUCAGAAGGAACCACGACAUCAACCACAGUUGGACCCUCAACAGUUGUGCCAAGUCACAGCACCACUCUCACAUCCAGAGUGUCAUCUGCAACUGUGUCUAACACAACCAAACAUGUCAGUGCAACAGAUCUUCACCUAACCACUAAAAUCACCUUAGAUCCUGAGUUUGUUCCAGGCACCUCAUCUAUAUCUACCCCCAGAGUAACCACUAGUCAGUUCACUUCAUCUGGGAGGAUCUCCCCAGCCCAAGAGGCCGAUGUGUCCCCCUCAAAAGUGCCCACACCCACACAAAUGUCUGAGAUUUCUGGUUCCAAUACAACUUUAGCUCCAUCUACUACCACAAACAGAACGACUGCAGCUUUUGGAGGGACUCGUCCCAGUGUAGUUGUGCCUUCAGCACAUGCAGGAACAACCAGUUAUAAAGCAGAUGAUACAACUUCCAUGACUGUACCACCUUCAAGGAUGUGCACUCCUCCGUAUGUUGAGAUUGUGGAUGAGUGCACCAAGUACAUCUGUGUCAAGAACCAGCUUGUCCUGUUCAACAAGUCCCAGAGCUGCCCCUUCUCAGCUGAACCGCCAAAUUGUGGCUUGCUUGGUUUCGCAGUUCUGGUCAAUGGAGACAAAUGCUGCCCUAAAUGGGACUGUCCAUGUCGAUGCUCGAUGUUUCCUGAUCUGAAUGUGAUCACAUUCGAUGGGAACAGUGUUGCCAUCUACAAGGCGGCCCUGUACAUAGUUACCCAGCUUCCCAAUGAGACGGUUACUGUGAUGGUGCAGGAGUGUCCUGCUGACUCUGAGUCUCUGCUCCUUUGGAACUUCACCAACCUGUGUCUGGUGUCGCUAAACAUCACUCAUAAAUCCAACCAUGUGGUCAUCAACAGGCUGCAAAGACGGCUCUACGUCAACACACGGUACGCUAAAGCCCGCUUCAAAAAGUACGGCUUUGAGAUCUACGACACGGGAAACAUGUACCUGAUCCGAAGCCCAGCUGGCCUCAAGCUGCAGUGGUACCACAGCACCGGCAUGAUGGUGAUUGAGACAGACAGCAAGCUUCCUACCAUGGGCCUCUGUGGUGUCUGCGAUGGAGACCCAGUGGAUGACCUCACCCUUCCCAAUGGUUCCCUGCUGGGAGCAGGUGAAGACCCCGCUCUAUUCAUUGACAGCUGGCAGGUGUCCAACACCACCGGCUACAUCAGCCAAAGCCGCCGGCGGGACCUCAACUGCUCCACCAGUGACUGCUCCACCUGCCUAUCCAUGCUGGAGGACAACACGUUUACAGCUUGCCAUAACUUUGUGCCUCCCAGUACAUUUUGUGAGGUUUGGGUGCGAGACUCUGAGUACGUUAAUAACCAGUGUGUGGCUCUGGCUGCUUAUGUGGCAACUUGUCACAAGUUCAACAUCUGCAUUGAGUGGAGGAGACCGAACUACUGCCCCUUUAUAUGUCCCACCACACUUCGGUACCAGGCAUGUCUGCCGGCAUGCACGUCUCAGUCCUGUCCCAAUCACGACUUUGACGCAGAUCCAGAUCAGUGCUCAGGCUUGACUGAAGGCUGCGUCUGUCCUGAGGGAACACUCCUCCAUCGACAGUACUCUGCGCUCUGCAUCCCCCCAGAGAAAUGCGCCUGCACAGACAGUGCUGGUGUUCCUCGGGCCAGCGGUGAGGUCUGGAAAGCCUCCCAGGACGGCUGCUGCAUGUACCGCUGCGACAACGACACCAUCCUACCUGUGCAGUACGACUGCUCCAGUUUGCCUCAGCCUGUGUGCCGGCGGGCCGGAGAGAUGAUCAUCAGCAUGGCCCACGACUCCAGCUGCUGUCCGCAUAAAGUUUGCAUGUGUAACCAGAGCCUGUGUGACCAGGUGCCUCCCACCUGUAAAUACGGGGAGAAGCUAGUGUCGUACCACAGGGAGGACUCCUGUUGUCCAGACUAUGUUUGUGAGUGCGAUGCUGGACUCUGCACGUCGAACAUUCCCACCUGCAGAGAAGAUCAGACCCUUGUUGCCACCAGAGUGGACGGCAGCUGCUGCGUGGCUCACAUCUGCAUGUGCUCCUCCUGUGUGGCCACGCCCCCUCUCUGUCAGGAUGGCGAGGUGCUUGCUGUCAACAACACCACCACAGACCGCUGCUGCCCCAUUUACCAGUGUGUGUGUGAGCCCUACAGGUGUCCUCAGCUCAGCUGUCCUCUGGGGAUGUCGCUGGUGUCCGUGUCCACUCCGAACCGCUGCUGUCCAAACCAAACUUGUGAAUGUACCUGUGAGAAGAUCCCCUUCCCGAACUGUCGCCUGGGGGAAACUGCUCAACUGGACCAGGCCUUUUUGUUCGACCCGCAGAACCUGUGUUCCUGCAAGAGAUAUAGAUGUGUGCGCGAGGAAGUCUGUGUGUUUGGUGAGCGCAGUGUUCUACAGCCAGGUCAGACUCUGGUGGAGCACAGAGACGGAGGUCUGUGCGUCACCAGGGAGUGCAGCCACGCCCGCGACCCGACCAGUGGCUUCUACCUGCUGCGCACGUCCAGUGUCAACUGCUCUGCCCACUGCCAAGCAAAUCAGAUCUAUGUGCCUCCCAAAGACCAGUCCACUUGCUGUGGGGUCUGCAAGAAUAUUUCCUGUCUCUACCAACAUGAAAAUGGAACCACAAGUCUCUACAAGCCAGGACGAUCCUGGGCUUCAAACUGCAUGAAGUUCGACUGCAGCGACACUCUGUUUGGACCAACGCUCAUCACCUAUGCCUUCAGCUGCCCCCCCUUUAAUGAGACGGAGUGCAUGAAGAUUGGUGGAACCGUGGUAAAUUACAUGGACGGAUGCUGCAAGACAUGCAAAGAGGACGGAAAGUCUUGUCAGAAGGUGACGGUGAGGAUGACGAUCAGGAAAAACGACUGUCGCAGCAACAGACCUGUGAACAUUGUGUCGUGCGAUGGAAAGUGUCCGUCUGCGAGCAUAUACAACUAUAACAUCAACACAUAUGCCCGCUUCUGCAAGUGCUGCAGGGAGACGGGGCUGCAGCGGCGCUCCGUGCAGCUCUACUGCAGCAGCAACGCCACCUGGGUCACCUACACCAUUCAGGAGCCCACCGACUGCUCCUGCCAGUGGUCCUAGCCCACAGCCAGCCCAGGACACUCACAUGCAGGCACAGACACACACUGAAGAGGACGCCUGAGCCAUGGUGCUCCGGGGACUUGGGAUGUCAGGAGAGACUGGUGCAGAGCGGAUAGAGCUGACUGUUGGUGUUGACGCGUUCUGCUGUCAGCUCAUGAUGAUCACAGCGGAGCGCCUCUACUGGCAGGGAGGGGGAGCUGCAGAGCACAUGAGAAGGCAGUUUCCAGCCACAGGACACAGCAGCUCAAAGUGUUCCACAGUUUCAGUGAUGGAGGAAAAUCUGUCAUUUCCCUGGAAACCAGUGAGGUCUUCUCUGUUUCUGUACAGUUCUUAUGGUGUGUUGAACAGCAGUCAGAUACAAUAAAAGGCAUCUGCAAAUCCUAAA